Mitosporidium daphniae is the source of this 670-nucleotide messenger RNA. RefSeq lists its product as uncharacterized. Gene Ontology annotation, molecular function: sphingomyelin phosphodiesterase activity. The transcript has 3 exons. NCBI's taxonomy places the organism in Eukaryota, Fungi, Microsporidia. Gene Ontology annotation, cellular component: cytoplasm. The record is from RefSeq and is a predicted model, not a curated record. The annotation marks the transcript as partial.
AUGUCGCCUGUCCGAAUUCUGUCGCUCAAUGCCUUUCUCCGCCCGCCCGGAAUCAAUACAAAUGGAUGCGAUUAUAAGGACUUGAGGGAAGUGUUUGCCUUUGGAUCGUCUAGAAAAUCCAAAAUCGUUAAGGCUGCCAAGGCCAUCGGGUUUACCUACUCUGCAACGACACCGGGCAUUGGCCGGCUAAUUUCCCCUGUUGACGCCGGCCUCUUGAUUCUCAGCAAAUUCGAAAUAAGAUCCUUUUUCUGGAAAAUCUUGCCAUUGGGAUGGUAUGCUGAUAGAUUAGCGUCAAAGUCUUUUUUGCAUGCCGAAAUUUUGCUUCCAGGUGAGAAGAUCAUCCAUCUGAUUACGACUCACCUUCAAUCGACUCCACCCUCGUCAAAGGACUCGUCCAAAUACAAAAAAAUCCGAGAUUCGCAAUGUAAAGCCAUCAGGGAAUACAUCUACGAGUUCAUCAUAAAGGAUCCGGAAAUCCACCACGAUCCAAUUUUGCUUGUUGGCGAUUUGAACAUCGACGGUCGAGCUUCGCACGAUUCAGAAUACAAGGAGAUCUUCCAAAAGUACUUUAGCGAGUUUACCGAUUUGCUUUUAAAGCCUUGCUCUCGAGAACCGCUUGAAGCUCAACUCUCAAACGUGAAAAUUUGCGAUAAAAUGCUCCAAACGCCCG